Messenger RNA from Rhododendron vialii, 6254 nucleotides. Its product is annotated as DNA-directed RNA polymerase V subunit 1. Gene Ontology annotation, molecular function: DNA binding. Gene Ontology annotation, cellular component: RNA polymerase II, core complex. Gene Ontology annotation, biological process: DNA-templated transcription. The transcript is spliced from 19 exons. Bases 369 to 6062 code for a protein of 1897 amino acids. The record is from RefSeq and is a predicted model, not a curated record. NCBI's taxonomy places the organism in Eukaryota, Viridiplantae, Streptophyta, Magnoliopsida, Ericales, Ericaceae.
ACUGCAUGCACAAGACCCAAACCCAUUUUAUCUCUCUCCUCUCUCUCUCUCUCUCUCUCUAUAGAGACCAGAGGGUCCUGAAGAGUGGAGUGGAGUCCUCUUUUUCUCUCUCUACUCUCCCACACUCUCUUCUGCCUGGAUUGUACGGUUUCCCCACUCGCAUUGCACAGCUCAAAUUCGUCCAAAACUAGGGUUUUGGUUUUGGCUGUCGCGGUUUGGUUUUUCGCACUCACUCUUUCUCUCUACAGACCAGAGGGUCCUGAAGAAUAGAGCCCUCUUUUUCUCGCUCUACUCCCCUGCACUGUCUCUGCCUGGGUUGCCCUUGGUUUGAGUUUUUAUAAUCUUAUUGAAGGCAUGCUCUAAAAGAGAUGGAAGAAAGCCCCUCAUCAACAAUUUGGGAUGGGACCAUAACAGGAAUAAAAUUUGGUUUGGCAACUCGUCAUGAAAUCUGUACAUCAUCCAACAGUGACUUCCCCAUAAGCCAUGCUAGUCAGCUUACGAAUCCAUUCCUUGGUUUGCCGCUUGAAUCUGGAAAAUGUGAAUCAUGUGGUGCUGGAGAACCUGGAAAAUGUGAAGGUCAUUUUGGGUAUAUUGAGUUACCAAUUCCCAUAUACCAUCCUUCCCAUGUGAGCGAGCUCAAGCGUCUGCUUAGCUUAUUGUGUUUGAAGUGCCUAAAGAUAAAGAAUAGGAAGUUUCAGAUCAAGAACAUUGGCAUAUUUGAAAGAGCUUUGUCCACAUGUUGUGAGGAGGCUUGCCAAGUUUCCAUCAACGAGGCAAAAACGAAUGAUGGAGCUUGUUACUUGGAAUUGAAGCUACCAUCUAGGUCAAAUAAUUUCCGAGAUGGUUCCUGGAAUUUUCUGGAAAGAUAUGGCUACAGAUAUGGUGAUGAACCGUGUCGACCUUUACUUCCUGCUGAGGUGAUGGUAAUGUUGAAAAAAUUACCCGAUGAGACAAGGAAAAAGCUUGCUGGGAAAGGGUACUUUCCUCAGGAUGGGUACAUCAUUCAAUGUCUGCCAGUCCCUCCAAACUGUUUGUCUGUUCCAGAUGUUUCUGACGGGAUCACGGUCAUGUCUUCGGAUCUUUCCAUUUCUGUACUUAAGAAAGUUCUGAAGCAAGUCGAGAUUAUCAAGAGUUCAAGAUCUGGGACUCCAAAUUUUGAAUCUCAUGAAGUUGAAGCCCAUGAUCUACAAGCAGCUGUUGCACAGUAUCUUGAUGUUAGGGGAACUUCCAAGGCAUCUCGUGAUGUAGAUACCCGAUUUGGGAUUAGCAAAGAACCGAACAAUUCGUCCACUAAAGCAUGGCUUGAGAAGAUGAAAACCCUGUUUAUCAGAAAGGGAAGUGGAUUCUCUUCACGGAGCGUUAUAACUGGUGACGCAUACAAAGGCGUCCAUGAAAUUGGAUUGCCUUUUGAAAUUGCUCAGAGGAUAACAUUUGAGGAGAGAGUUACUCAACAUAACAUGCAAUAUCUACAGAGGUUGGUGGAUGAAAAGCUGUGUUUGACCUACACAGAUGGUUUGUCGACAUACUCGUUGAGGGAAGGUUCAAAGGGGCAUACAUUUUUAAGACCUGGUCAAGUGGUACAUCGGCGUAUAAUGGAUGGGGAUAUUGUUUUCAUUAAUCGCCCUCCGACUACGCAUAAACAUUCCUUGCAAGCGUUAUCAGUUUAUGUUCACGAGGACCAUACAGUUAAGAUCAACCCUCUUAUAUGUGGGCCUCUUAGUGCUGAUUUUGAUGGGGACUGUGUCCAUUUAUUUUAUCCCCAAUCUCUUGCAGCAAAAGCAGAGGUUUUGGAACUGUUCUCUGUAGAGAAGCAGUUGCUUAGUUCUCAUAAUGGUAACCUCAACUUGCAGCUGGCCGCUGAUGCAUUAUUAUCCCUGAAGAUUAUGCUUAAGAACUAUUUCUUGACAAGACCAGCUGCCCAGCAGCUGGCAAUGUUUGUCUCCAAUUCCUUGCCGCAUCCGGCCUUAUUUAAGGCAAAGAGAUCAGGCCCUCAGUGGACUGCGGUGCAGUUAUUACAGACAGCUCUACCACUUGGUUUCGACUGUUCUGGUGAUAGAUUUUUGGCUAGGAAGAGUGAACUUUUGACAAUUGAUUUUAAUAGGGAUGUUAUGCAGUCAAUAGUUAGUGACAUUGUCAGUUCUAUUUUCUCAGAGAAGGGCCCAGAUGAGGUCUUGAAGUUCUUUAACGCUUUACAGCCUUUCCUCAUGGAACAUUUGUUUUCUCAAGGAUUCAGUGUGGGGUUAGAAGAUUUUUUCAUUCAGAGAGCUGUCUUAGAGGACAUUCAUGAUCGCCUUCAGGAAAUUGCCCCCUUGCUUGGUAGCUUGCAUUCGACCUACAAUGAGUUAAUUGAGCUGCAAGUAGAGAAGCACUUACGGCUUCUGAAAUUACCUGUUGCUAAUUUCAUUCUGAGGUCAUCAGCAAUAGGAUAUAUUAUUGACUCCAAGAGUGACUCCUCUAUUACGAAGGUUGUUCAGCAAAUUGGGUUCUUGGGGCUUCAACUUUCGAGUAGGGGGAAAUUUUACACAAAGGCCUUAGUUGAGGACAUGGCUUCUCUCUUCCAUAACAAGUAUCCUAUACAUGCUAACUACCCGUCAGAGGAAUUUGGGUUGGUUAGAAGCUGCCUGUUUCAUGGACUGGACCCUUAUCAAGAGAUGGCUCAUUCUAUCUCUGCGAGAGAAGUUAUUGUCCGUUCAUCAAGAGGGUUGACAGAACCGGGUACUUUAUUCAAGAACUUAAUGGCAAUUCUUCGGGAUGUUGUUAUCUGCUAUGACGGCACGGUGAGGAAUGUCUGCAGUAACUCAAUCAUACAAUUUGAGUAUGGGACUAAGAGUAUGUUUGCAGCUGGUGAGCCAGUUGGUGUGUUGGCUGCAACUUCCAUGUCUAAUCCUGCAUAUAAGGCUGUUCUUGACUCUUCUCCCAGUAGUAAUUCCUCAUGGGAGAUGAUGAAGGAGAUACUACUUUGCUCAGCGAAUUUCAAGAACAGCCUUUCCGAUCGGCGUGUACUAUUGUACUUGAACGACUGUGAAUGUGGGAGAAAAUAUUGCCGAGAAAAUGCUGCAUAUUUGGUGAAGAACCAGUUGAAAAAAGUCAGUCUUAAGGAUAUUGCUGGCGAGUUCUUGAUUGAAUAUAAUGCGCAGCAAACAUUACAUGCAAGUUCUGAAUUUGAUCCUAAUCUUCUCUGUCAUGUUCAUCUCAAAAAGGAACUGUUCCUAGACCUAAACAUAAGUAUGCAAGAGAUUUGUGAGAAAUGCCAAGGGACUGUGGAUUCACUGCGGAAGAAAAAAAAAGUUGGUCAUUUCUUCAAGAGAAUAAGUUUGUCUGCCAGUGAAGAUUGUUCCUUUGGGCAUCCAUGUCAUAUUGGGAUGCCAUGCUUGAAGCUGUUUUGGCAAGGCACAAGUGACCAUUUGGAGAUGACUUCUCAUAUUCUUGCUGACACAAUUUGUCCUGCUUUGUUAGAAACCAUUAUAAAAGGUGACCCUCGGGUUUGCACUGCAAGCAUUAUUUGGAUUAGUCCUGACACAACUGCUUGGAUAAGAAACCCAUGCAAGACUGAGAAAGGUGAACUGGCUUUGGACGUUGUCCUGGAGAAAGAGGCCGUUAAGCAGUCUGGAGACGCAUGGAGGAUUGUCUUGGAUUCCUGUCUUCCAGUCAUUCACUUGAUUGACACAAGUCGGUCAAUUCCACAUGCAAUAAAGCAAGUUCAGGAACUCCUUGGAAUUUCUUGUGCUUUCGAGCAAGCCGUUCAGCGCCUCUCAACGUCGGUAUCCAUGGUAGCAAAAGGUGUGCUUAAAGAGCAUCUGAUUCUCUUGGCCAAUAGUAUGACGUGUGCUGGGAGUAUGGUUGGCUUCAAUUCUGGUGGUAUAAAGGCUUUGUCCCGAUCGCUAAAUGUUCAAGUACCCUUUACAGAGGCGACAUUGUUUACCCCAAAAAAAUGCUUUGAAAGGGCUGCUGAGAAAUGUCACCUUGAUUCCCUGUCGAGCAUAGUUGCCUCGUGUUCUUGGGGAAAACAAGUCUCUGUUGGCACAGGUUCACGAUUUGAUGUUCUCUGGGACACAAGAGAGGUUGGAAUGAAUGAGCUUGAUGGAAUAGAUGUGUAUAACUUUCUUCAUAUGGUGAGGAGCAGUUCAAAACGAGAGGAAACAACCAGUGCUUGUCUUGGUGCAGAAAUUGAUUACCUGGAACUUGAGAAUGAUAUUGCGGAAUGGGCUAUGUCGCCAGAGCGGAGUUCUGAUAAGCCAAUCUUUGAAGAUAGUUAUGAAUUCCAGGAUGACUUGGAGAAUCAGAUGGUUGAUGUUGGCGGGCCUGGCGACUCUAGUUGGGAAAAAGUUUCAUCGGUAAAUACUGAGCCCAGCAAGGAAUGGGCUGUGGACAAAGGAAAUAAUUGGGAUUCGGGGCCAUCAGGAUCCAAACCAAAUGGUUGGUCCUCUUGGGGGGUGGAUGCAGUCCAGCCAGAAGAUAUUCUCUGUGGUGGGCAGCAAGAUUUGGAACAGGUUGCUCAGCCAAAAACUUCCGUUGCUUGGGGUUCUUUAGAUACUGAAGAGAGGAAAGAUGAAGUACAAUCUCAAACCGGAUUUCAGCAUGAGUCACCUAGUAAUAUCUGGGGUUCCAGUCAAAAAAGCAAGUCCACUGAGGCCAAGGGCUGGGCUGUUGACAAAAAACAGAGUUCGGGGGAUCCUACAACGGUGACAAAAUCAAAUGGCUGGUCCACUUGGGGGGUUAGUGGUAAUUCCAAUGAAGAGAGCCCGAGUAAUAUUGAACCAAAGUCGCAGAUGGUGCGGCAGGAAGAUUCACCAGCCAAUUCCUGGAAGUCCAGUCAGAACAAUGACGGCAGUGGUGGCAAGGAUUGGGGGACUAACAAUGAACAAUGGGGGGCUGGAAAAACAGUGUCAAAGCCAAGUGGCAAUUCGUGGAAGUCCAGUCAGAACAAUGACGGCAGUGGUGGCAAGGAUUGGGGGACUGACAAUGAACAAUGGGGGGCUGGAAAAGCAGUGUCAAAACCAAGUGGCAGUUCCUGGAAGUCCAGUCAGAACAAUGACGGCAGUGGUGGCAAGGAUUGGGGGACUGACAAUGAACAAUGGGGGGCUGGAAAAACAGUGUCAAAGCCAAGUGGUUUGUCCAGCUGGGUGGCUAAUAAAGUUCAGAGAGACGAUCUGCCCUCUACAGCAGCACAGGAAACCGAACAGGUGGCUCAAAGAGAUGACUCCAGUGAUGGCACUGACUGGCUUGCUGCAAAGAAACAAAAUUCUGGGGCCUGCACAGUUUCAAAGCAGAGUGGAUGGUCCUCUUGGGGUGCGGAUGCAUCCCAGGCAGAGGAGAAUGUCUCUGCCGUAAAGCCGAAAGCAUGGUCCAGUUGGGGGGCCGAUGCAGCCCAUGCAGAAAGGAAUGAAGAAUCAAAUCAGUCAGCAAGCAAAGAUGGCUGGGAUUCAGCAAAUAUUGGUGGGAAUGAAGGGGCACAGGUUCAGUGGGGGCAUGGGAAACGAUCCUUUGGGAAGAGAGAGUUCCCUAACUCACAUGGCCGGGAUACCUCUAAUGCUGGAGAAUGGAGAAACAAGCCAAGUGUUAAUUUAACUGCAACCAGACAGCGGUUAGAUAUGUUCACGUCGGAGGAACAGGAUAUUCUUCUGGAAAUUGAGCAGACUAUGCAGUCUAUCAGAAGAAUAAUGCAUCAGACAGGGUACAAAGAUGGGGAUCCAUUGCCUGCUGAUGAUCAGUCUUUUGUCGUUGACUCUGUAUUUACUCACCAUCCAGAUAAAGCUGCAAAGGCAGGAGCUGGAAUUGACCAUGUCAUGGUUAGUAAGCACAGCAGUUUCCAAGAAAGCAGGUGCUUCUAUAUUGUCUCCGUUGAUGGUCGGAAAGAAGAUUUCUCCUACCUCAAAUGUCUGGAGAACUUCAUUAAGGGGAAGUAUCCUGACAGGGCCGAAGCUUUCAUUGGAAAGUACUUUAAGAAACAUCGUUCCCAGAACAGGGAACGCAGCUCUGGUCCUGUCGUGGAAUCUUCUGGUGGUCCGAAUAGCGGACAGAAUGCUUCCCCAGAGGAAGAAGGGUCUGGUGAUAAGCAGUAGGCCUAUAUCACAACAGUCUUCUUUUUGAGCUUUAUGCAGUUUGAUUGUGUAGUGUAACUAGGUAAGGAACAAUCCCCCAUCAUCUGCUGUUUUUACUUGUCUAUAAGAAGCAGAUGCAUGUGAAAACCUUUGGAACUUCUAACCCCAAAUUAACUGCUCCCUUCUUCCGAUUUACGGCAGCUCUUAUUCUCA